UCGUGGCGAAGGUGGCCGAGGACCGGGACAGCCUGGCGAGGAUGGUCGAGGACCUGAGACAGCCGACGCCGGCGCCGGCGGAUGGCGGUGACGCGAAGGCCCAACAGGAGAAGAAGAAGAUGAGCGCGAUGGAGGAGGAGAUGAUGCGUCGAAUCCAGGCGUUCACCAAGGAGAAGGAGACCUCUUAUGAGCAGCGGGUCGCAGAGGUGAAGCGUCUUGAGUCGCAGGCGACUGCCAAGGAGCCGGCCGACAUGGACAUUGACGAGGUGGACCGCGUGUUCGGCCAGGCGCAGACCGCCCCGAGCGCCCAGCCCGCGCAGCAGCUCGCGCAGCAGCUUGCGCCGCAGCCGGCGCAGCAGCCGCCUGCGCAGCAGCAGGCGCAGGCGGCCGCCGCGCAGCAGGCGCAGGCGGCGGCGGUGCUGCAGCAGGCGGCGGCGAUGCAGCAGGCGAUGAUGGCC
This is a messenger RNA of Prorocentrum cordatum, 458 nucleotides long. The record is from the annotation of a GenBank genome assembly. Lineage: Eukaryota; Dinophyceae; Prorocentrales; Prorocentraceae.